AAUAGGCAAUUUUUGUUCAAACAUGGGUAAUGCUUAUUGAUUUUCUUACCUUUAGUAAAGUUUUUUUAUAAUAAUGGAGGAAAUUAACAACUUCUUAAGUAAAGUUCUUCCAGUGGAGGAUAUUAAUCGUCUCCUGCCUCAUUUGGUAGAGCUAGGUGCUAGUUCAAUGGAAGAUUUGCUGUUUUUAAACGUUGAAACAGACCUGCCUAAUGUACUACCUCCUCUUAAGAGACGUAAAUUAGAAGCAGCUUUAGCAACUUCAAAUUCUAAGCCUGUUCAUUCACAAAAUGUGGACCUUAUUGAAACAUCUGUGAUAACUCCCAUUGCAUGUACCAAGUCAUGUGGUCCAAAAAAGAUGGACGGCGAGACACUCGAGAUGUUCCUUAAUCGCUAAAAUCCAAAACAGCAACCGUUCAUUUUGUCGUGUGGAUCGUCUUUUUUUGUUGUAUGCGAUGGAAAAGCAAUUAUAGUUAAACCUUCGAAAGUUUCUGUUGCCUUUGACUGUCUUUCAAGUCGUUUUUUGUAUUUAAUCUUGAAUAUCCAAAGCAACUACAAAUUUUAUACAAUUUCUUUCAAGAAUUAGUUUAUAAACUGCCUGGUUCUGUUGUGUCCACUAAAGCACGUAAAUUAUUCGAAGAGAUAUCUCAUAUGUAGUAUAUUCAGAAACAAUAAAGCCUCAAACUGAUGCUGACAAAUUUUAGACAGUAAUUUAGGACAUUUUAGUAAUUUUAGCCUUUAUAUUCUUCUUUGAAAUUUUUUUUUACUGCAAAUCUUUUAUGUGAAACUAUAAAUUAAAA
Molecule: messenger RNA, 797 nt
Organism: Hydra vulgaris (swiftwater hydra)
Lineage: Eukaryota; Metazoa; Cnidaria; Hydrozoa; Anthoathecata; Hydridae
Source: RefSeq, a predicted model, not a curated record